CCUUUUCUUUUGAGUGAACUUACAGUUUAAACAAUUAUAGACACUACUAUAGAGAAUAACUUCGAAUAUGUAUAAAUGUGCAAAGUAUUUUUUUCCUAAAAGGUCACACUAUAAUUACCAUGUUGAUAAAUGUUUAAAAACAAACGCACAUGUGGGCUGGACAUUAACAGUUAAAUAUGCUAUCACUGCGUUUCCUAUGUCCUGUAAGGAAAUCAAGUCAUGGCGGCGGCUCAGGUCCGUGCUCUGGUUUCCACUCAGUGGCUCUCAAACGCGGUCAAGUGCAACCUCGUCGGCCCCAACCUCCGCGUCCUGGACACUUCGUGGUAUUUACCGGCCUGGAAGCGCAAUGCAAAGGCGGAGUUUGCACGGGAACACAUUCCAGGCUCGCAUUACUUUGACUUGGACGAGUGCUCCGACAAAACAUCCGUUUACGAGCACAUGUUGCCAACUCCCAGCCACUUCUCCCAGUAUGUGGGAGAUCUGGGAAUCGGGAAUGACACCCAUGUCGUUGUCUACGACACCAGCGACUUCGGCUCAUACAUUGCGCCACGGGUGUGGUGGAUGUUCCGGCUGUUUGGACACAGUACGGUGUCAGUGUUGAACGGAGGCCUGAAGAACUGGUUGGCCGAGUGCCGUCCAGUGACGUCUGAGAUCCAAACACCGGAGCGUAGAGAAUUCAAGGCUACAAUGAAUCCGUCCUGGGUGAAAAGUUAUGAAGAUGUGCUGGAGAACAUCAGGACCAAGAAGGCCCAAGUGGUGGACACCAGGUUUAAUGGGAUGUUUCGGGGCACUGAGCCCGAGAUCAGGGAAGACUUACUACCGGGACAUUUCCCUGGUACAAUCAACGUGCCUUUUACGUCGUUUUUGGACGCCUCUGGAAAGGAGCUGGACAAGGAAACCCUGUCUAAAUUGUUCAAAGAUGCUGGUGUUGACCUUCAGCGCCCUCUGUGGGCCACGUGUACCACAGGUGUUACUGCAUGUCAUGUUGCCCUUGCUGCAUACUUGCUCGGCUAUCCUGGGGUGUGUAUUUAUGACGGCUCCUGGUCGGAGUGGUUUAUGAGGGCAAGUCCUGAGCACAUCAUCUCAGAGAGAGAGAAAAGGAAGGGUUAACAAACUGUUACGAAGAUCUAAUGUGGAUUUAACAAUAGACAGGUAUUUGCCAACUGCCUUUAGGAGAGACAGAUCAGGAACUUUGUGCUAAUUAUAAAAACACAGCAGUAAGUCACCAGUAAGUUUUUGUAAGAUCUUAAAUAUAGUUAUUAUGACGUGAAUACAUCUUGUAACUGCUCCUGCUAAUAUUAAUAAAUGAAUUAUUACAACUAAAUCCUUUUUAAGAUCUGUGAUUUGUACGAACAUGAAUACUGUGUAUACAUAUCGCAAUAAAUGGAACCCUAAUGUCUUUUUUUAGCUGAAUUCAAUGUUUAAUUCAAAGACUUGAAGCUAAGAAUAAAGACAAUGGUGAAAGUUGAA
Cynoglossus semilaevis (tongue sole) is the source of this 1470-nucleotide messenger RNA. Its product is annotated as 3-mercaptopyruvate sulfurtransferase-like. Gene Ontology annotation, molecular function: thiosulfate-cyanide sulfurtransferase activity. Lineage: Eukaryota; Metazoa; Chordata; Actinopteri; Pleuronectiformes; Cynoglossidae. The record is from RefSeq and is a predicted model, not a curated record. Gene Ontology annotation, cellular component: mitochondrion. The transcript has 2 exons. The coding region runs from base 220 to 1110 and encodes 296 amino acids.